GAGUGUGCUCCCCCACGGCAAGCCACACUCCUCAUUCUCUCUUUGUUUCUUUAUGGUGCAGUGUGGCCAUUACGCACACAGCCACAGUUGCUAGCCUAAGACACCAAGCCACCAAUCAUAAGAUUGGGGGCUCAAGACUAGGAGGUCAGGGUGACGAAGGUGCCACAACAUGACAUCUUGCGAUUUCUACUGUAGAUAAAAAAACACUCCAUCUCCACUAAACUUCUCAAAAGAAGAAAAAAAAGAUUCUAGUCUUUGAAAUCGAAACAUGCAGUCUCUACUUCCACUAGUCCUUUGCUAAUUUGAUAGGUUUUUGCUUGAGAGGCUCCGAGGCUAUAUGGCUCAAAGUCCGGCUCCUUGUGCUGACCAUGCGACGCUCGAUGUUGUCCAAGACGAGGGCCCUGACAUGGGCCAAAGGUCUCAAUGGCUUCGAGCAAUGAUCCUCGGAGCCAGUGAUGGUCUAGUCUCAACAGCUUCACUCAUGAUCGGUAUUGGAGCGGCGGUCGAGGAACACCGAGCCAUGUUGCUCUCAGGCCUCGCAGGAGCUGUCGCGGGAGCAUGUAGCAUGGCGGUUGGAGAAUUUGUGUCUGUGUCGACCCAACGAGAUAUAGAAAUGGUGGCCUCCACAUCCAAGCUCAAAGUAGUUAACCUCCAAACAGUCCACAACCUUCUUCAGGUCUUGAAAUCGAUCCCUGAGGACCAAGAGAAACACACAAUUGACUUGGAGUCGCCAACAACUAGUGUUUUGGGGUGCUCCACUGACUCAUUAAAGGGCACCGCAAAAUUGGGGCCUUUAGCAGACAAGUCCCCGAUACGAGAAGUUCCCAACGGAAAAAUUCGUGUAUCAGGGAUGUCACCAAUGAGAUCUCCGAUGAUGAGGGCAAUUGCCGAAAGCUCGAUAAAAAGAAUAGUUACUAGGGAUUCACCCGAGAGAGAAGAUCGAGUGAGGGCAUUGCCUAACCCUUUUCAAGCUGCCAGUGCCUCCGCAUUGGCCUUUCUGUGCGGAUCAAUUGCACCAUUGGUCUCAAGUGUGUUCGUAGUUGGCUAUGAGGCCAGGAUCAUGGUGCUUGCAGUGGUGAGCUCCAUGGCACUAGUAGUGUUGGGAGGCGUUGGAGCUAGGCUUGGGGGCUCAAAUGUGAGAGUUUCUGCCUUCAGGGCUCUUUUGGGUGGAUGGCUGGCGAUGCUUGUGACCUUUGGUAUACUCAAGCCUUUUGAAAGAAAAGAUAGGGAAUAA
This is a messenger RNA of Amborella trichopoda, 1234 nucleotides long. Its product is annotated as vacuolar iron transporter homolog 2. Gene Ontology annotation, molecular function: manganese ion transmembrane transporter activity. The record is from RefSeq and is a predicted model, not a curated record. Gene Ontology annotation, biological process: intracellular manganese ion homeostasis. Lineage: Eukaryota; Viridiplantae; Streptophyta; Magnoliopsida; Amborellales; Amborellaceae.